CAGACUUUAAAAUAUUACUAUCUACACUUAUGACGACUAUAUUUUUUUGUGCGAAUCAGAUGAUAGCCGUCUCAAUUACAUCUGGUACCUCAAAACACUCUGUGACAGAUAAAAUCAUACGUUUUUCUGGAGGUGAGAAGCCCACCAUACAAACUGUACCAAUACUGACAUCUCAUGGAGACAUCCCUGCAUUUUUUGAUGCUCGAAUCAAAUGGGGGAAAAUAUGUCCUUUCAUAGGAAAAGUAAAAAAUCAAGGAAUUUGUAAAUCUGGUUGGGCGAUUGCUGUUGCUGAUGUAAUAACAGACCGUAGAUGUAUAAAAUCUGGAGGUAAGUUUCAGGACAAAUUAUCACCUAUGCAUUUGUUGUCAUGUUGUACAAAUUGUUGUGGGUGUAACGGUGGACAUAUUUUGAAUGCUUGGCGAUUUGUUCUUCAUGAAGGUUUAGUGACAGGAGGGACAUAUCCAGAACAUCCAACUUUUGUACCAAGUGAUGGUUGUCAGCCAUAUCAAAUUCGACCAUUGAUGGAAAGCGAACUAAAUAAAAGUAGUACGUUUGGAAGUAGAACACCAGCUUGUAAAGGAAUAAAAUGCUCUAAUCCAAAAUACUAUAGAGAAGAACAAACUGUGUUUAAAAUUCGUAGUUUUUCUUUGCUUCCUCGUUCAAAUCCAGAAAUAAUUAUGAGAGAAAUUAUGGAAAAUGGUCCAGUUCAAGUAUCAUUUCAUAUGCAUGAAGAUUUUCGAUUGUAUAGAGGAGGACAUCAUAACAAAAUUUUUGCUCAUGUUUGGGGAAAAUUGGAAAAUGAACAUGCUGCAAAGCUGAUUGGCUGGGGCACAUAUGAUGAUGUUAAUUAUUGGCUUUUGAUGAACUCAUUUAGCAGAAAUUGGGGAGAAAAUGGUACAUUUAGAGUGCAUAGAACCAGAAGUGAUCACUUUGAUUUUGGUUAUGCUAUAAUAGCUCCAUCUAUUAGUAAAAGCUCCAGUACAGAAAACUAUGUUUAUUUAAUUAUAAUUAUUAAAAUUAUUUUAUUUUUGAAAUUUUAAUUCUUAAAAAAUGCUUUUAA
Molecule: messenger RNA, 1060 nt
Organism: Daktulosphaira vitifoliae (grape phylloxera)
Lineage: Eukaryota; Metazoa; Arthropoda; Insecta; Hemiptera; Phylloxeridae
Product: cathepsin B-like
Exons: 6
Coding region: 30-1040 (336 amino acids)
Cellular component (GO): lysosome
Molecular function (GO): cysteine-type endopeptidase activity
Source: RefSeq, a predicted model, not a curated record